Molecule: messenger RNA, 4055 nt
Organism: Sorex araneus (European shrew)
Lineage: Eukaryota; Metazoa; Chordata; Mammalia; Eulipotyphla; Soricidae
Gene: NALF2
Product: NALCN channel auxiliary factor 2
Exons: 3
Coding region: 140-1570 (476 amino acids)
Biological process (GO): calcium ion import across plasma membrane
Cellular component (GO): plasma membrane
Molecular function (GO): stretch-activated, monoatomic cation-selective, calcium channel activity
Source: RefSeq, a predicted model, not a curated record
GCCGCCCUGCCCGGCUUCGCCAUGCGGCCGCCGAGGUAGAGCCUGGACGGCGCCGAGGAGCGCGGAGCGGCGCGCAGCCCUGCCCGCCCGCCCGCUGGACAACGGCCGCCUGGCCCCGGCCCGGACCCCCCCCUGAAAUAUGUUCAGGGGCGCUUGGAUGUGGCCCGGGAAAGACGCGGCCGCGCUGACUCUCUGCUGCUGCUGCUGCUGCUGGGCUCCCAGGCCGGGCGACAAACCUUGCGCCGACUCCGAGCGGGCGCAGCGAUGGCGACUGUCCCUGGCGUCCCUGCUCUUCUUCACCGUGCUGCUCGCUGACCAUCUGUGGCUGUGCGCCGGGGCCCGGCCCCGGGCCAGGGAGCUGAGCAGCGCCCUGCGGCCGCCGUGGGGGAGCGGGCGCGAGAGGCGGCCGGCGCCUCCCCGCGCGGUGCUGCCGCUGCCGCCGCCGCCGCCGCCGCCGUCGCCGAGCGAGCCCGGCGCGCGCCCCGGCGCUUGCGGCCCCCGUGCCGGCAACCUGACCAAAGCCGCCCCCGCCGCCGGCCCCGCGCCCGACUGCCGCGGCGCCCCCGAGCCCACGGGGCUGGACGCAGCUUGCACCAAAUUGCAAUCCUUGCAGCGACUUUUUGAGCCCACCACCCCCGUCCCCCCUCUGCGGCCCCCGGACUCCCCGCCCCGCAUCCCGGCCACCUUCCCCGCCGCCAAGAAAAACUUGCUCAAAGGUCACUUUCGGAACUUCACGCUCUCCUUUUGUGACACCUACACGGUCUGGGACUUGCUGCUGGGCAUGGACCGGCCCGACAGCCUGGACUGCAGCCUGGACACCAUGCUGGGGGACCUGCUGGCCGUCGUGGCCAACCCGGGCUCCGGAGCCUGGGAGGUGUGUAGCAACUGUCUCGAGGCUUACCAGCGGCUCGACCGACAUGCUCAGGAAAAAUAUGACGAGUUCGACCUCGUGCUCCAUAAAUACCUGCAGGCAGAAGAGUACUCAAUCCGGUCCUGCACGAAAGGCUGUAAGGCAGUCUACAAGGCCUGGCUGUGUUCAGAAUACUUCAGCGUGACCCAGCAGGAUUGUGAGCGCUGGGUGCCCUGCAAGCAAUAUUGCCUGGAGGUGCAGACCCGGUGCCCCUUUAUACUCCCCGACAAUGCAGAAAUGGUAUACGGAGGGCUUCCUGGUUUUAUCUGUACAGGUUUGCUGGAUACUUCGCCAAAGCGGCCGGAAACCAAGUGCUGUGAUGUGCAGUGGUUCUCCUGUGAAUCCGAAAAGAAGAAGCUCAAGGAGUCUGAGGCCCCUAAAACCCACCACCAGCAAUUCCACCACUCCUAUUUCCACCACUACCAUGAACAGUACCACCACUACCACACCCACCAUGAACCUCCAGGCUAUGGCAGCCACAAGCCCACCCUCCUGCAGGUCUCUGGGGGAUCGCGCCUCAGCCCCAGCAGGAUCCGGCUCUACAUCCUUUUUCUCAUGCUCCUCCAUACCAUGGUGUCCUUCUCCAGUAACCAGGGUGGUGGAGGACUGGGGCUGGAGGCACUGCCUGCCCUAGAUGAGGGCCUGACUCGGGAAGAGUGACAGCAGGAAGGAGGACAGACCUCCACCACACACUGACAUCAGCUCCAGCCUCCCAGGUGGAGGGGGAGGGGGCUCUUCCUGUGGGAGGUAUAGGACCAGGUGGGGGAUGGGGAAGUAGGGAACUAAAUAUCACCCCAAUGUACCCCCCAAAAAGCAGCUCUAUCAGGAUGGCCAGAAGGCCCCAAGGAGCUGCCCAAUUCAUCUGGGAGAAAAAAGCAGGAGCAGCAGGUACCUUCUCCCAUGUCCUCAUCUAUGGGACUAAGCAAAAAAUAAAAAGAACGGUGGGGGCUAGAAAAGCCCAUCCCUGUUGAGAGUCCUGACCCAUGGAAGGAGGCUGCUCAUUCAGCUUUGGCCCUGCAGGGAAUGUUGGGGGGCACAGAGGAGAGAAGCUCCUUCCCCCUUCCACAUUCCUUUUGUUGCCACGAUCCUUAAUUCCCUCCUGCCCACACCCCUACAGGCAACGGCAGACGGUGCAGUGGCCCUCCUCCCACUACAGCUCACCUAGCCCCAUGUGGAGCUACCACAGUGAAGUGCCAGGUUGGAAGAUGAGGUACACACAGUCACAGCUCGCCCCAGUUGAGUUGUGCCCCACCACCUUAGGCAGUAAGAGGUUAGAAUGAGGUGCAUAAUUAGUAUUUGGAGAGAGAUGGAAGAGGGAAGGGAGAAAAAUCUUUCAAGAGGGCUCAGACAGAUGGCCAAAUCGGCUAUUGCUACCUGACUUGGGGGACGUAGGUUAUCACAGUUGUUUUGAGUUGGCAAACUCAAGGGUGAUUCCCCGAGCCUGAGAAAUGACUCAAGGAGUCAUUUCGGGAAAGAGCGCAAAAACAGGUUGCUGGGGCUCAAAACAGAAUGCUGAGGGCACAAGGUCAGACUGCCGGUGUCUGAAGGGCCAUAUCUUACAGAAGGUGCACAUACUCCCAAGGGCCACUCUUGCCCUGGAGAUCUUGGCCUUGGAGCCAAAAACAUUUCCAUUUCUGAUCUCCAUGGGGAGGAGGGACUUAGGCCCAAGUGGGUCAGGCCUGGCCUGGGUCCCCAAACUCCCUCAUAAUAUACUAGCCCAGGCCUUCAUGAAGGAGAACCUGGUGGCAUGGACCCAGGGCUCUCCAGAGAUGAGCCUCCCCAAUCUCCACCCUGUCCUUGUCCCCAGCCUACCAAAGAGUAUCCACCCCUUUCCAUCCCAAUUAUGGAAAACCAGACUCCUCACCCUGUAGCAGGUCCCCUGGUCCAACUACCCCUGCCCCUGGCUGGAGAAAAUCCAGAAACUGACAAGAGGACCUGCAGAAUAAAGAGAAUCCGCUGCCAUACCUUGGCUGAGAGACUUGAAAUGUUCGAUCAGGCCGGAGGACUGAAGUACAAGAGACAUUGUGAGCCCUUUGUGGAUCUUUAGCUUUGUGUCCGCUUUCUGGGAGGCAGAAGCCACAUUGCCUGGGACAUCUAAAAGCCUAAAGGAGCCACAAGAAAAGAGAGACAUAACCGUGUUCCUGGGACACGCUGAAGAGCUCUCAGUGCCAGAAGACCUAUGGUGUAGGAUGUGACAUCCAUGAGUGAAGGAGAAUGGUGGGCCUGGACCUUUGUUACAGUGAGACCAAGACAAGGAUGGGAGAGGACAAGUAGAACUGGUUCACUUGAGAAUGAAUGGGUGGGCUUCCUAAUAAAGAGGGAGUCUCAAGAUUUUCUGCUAGGUCCCAGACUAGGCUUAAUGAGACUGUGGAGUCUUUCCUGCCAGUUUUCUCAUUUCUCAAAAGUGUGCCCCUACCCGGCCCUGACCCCUGUGCCCUGCUCUCACACUCCCCUGUUUUGUCCUCAGCACUUCAGGCCUAGCCUCACACCCUGUCCCUAGAGUGCUCUUUUCAACUGGGGAGGGGAAGAGGUGCUGGCUCCUUUCCAGAGAUGCUUAUGUAGAUGUGAGACCCUAGGUACUGCCUUCAAACUCCUGCAUCCUCAGGAGGGGAAAAGGGACUGAUAAGUAAAGGGGGACCUUAGGGUCCCAGAGAAUGGACCCUUGGAGACUCCCAUCCUCUCUUCCUCUUCACCAAGUGCCCAGGAGACCCCUGGUUCAGACCAGCCCAGGGCCUUGCCCAGUGGCAGGGGAAAGGGGCACCUCACUCCACCUCAAAGUCAUUUGACUCCCUGUCCACCCUAUCACCCAGACUUUCCACCACUACUCCAGCUGCCCCAGCCCUGCCACAGGCUGCAGAGCUGGGUAGCUUUCUUAUGCCAUUUUCUACACUGUGCUUCAUUAGUAGAACUUUCUUGCACUAGUUCCUAUGACUGAGUCUCCAAGCUGGAUUCCUAGUAGUUCCCUGUCCCUUCCUCCCUCACCCAGCUACGAUUCAGUUGUCUUCUCCCUCCCUCUCCACAGCCUCUGUGUUUAGGUGAGAGUCUCUGUAUGUGUACUGCUUUCUGUUUUGUUGCACUGUGGGGCAGAGGCCUCUCUGCUCUUGUUUAACCCCAUAAAGAAAUAAAUGGUAAGACUUGAUGAUAA